UGAAUGCUCAAGGAUGUCACUAAUUUUUUAUUGUCUGCACAAAAAGUAUGUUAUUGUGAACGGUAAUAAAGGUCACCGGGCAGCCCUGUGACAGUCGGGCGGCAGACUGCAUUGAUUCGCCGGUGAUAGCGGUUGUUUAAUUGUGAAAAUGUUAAGAAUCUCUGACUUUUUUGUUUUGAGCAUUGUCGCGGUGAGCUGCGGUCUUUAUGUCGUUAAAGAUGAAUGUCCAGCAAACGAAGAGUAUUUAUUAUGCGGCAGUGCGUGUCCCUUCAACUGCACAGACCCUGAGGGUCCCAUCACCUGCUCCGAGGAUUGUGUCGAGGGUUGCUUCUGCAAAUCCGGAUACUUGAGGAACGAGAAUGAGACUUGUGUCAGCGCUGACCAGUGUAUCGGUGGUAAAAACCCAGUAUGUGGGGAAAACGAGGAGUUCCUCUCGUGUGGAACAGCCUGCCCGCUGACCUGCAAGCAGCCGGAGCCGCUCUCCUGCGGACUGGCAUGCAGCAUGGGUUGCUUCUGCAAGUCUGGAUACGUACGAGAUGAAAGUAACAAGAAAUGUGUCACUUUGGAUAAAUGUCCUGCAGAACAAUGCCUAAACCAGAACGAAGUGUACGACAUCUGCAGUGCAUCCUGCGAACCUUCCUGCUCAGACCCCGAGCCUAUUUGUACCAAAGUGUGUUCGGGCGGAUGCGUAUGCGCAGCAGGAUUAUUCCGCAAUGAUGCAGGAGAUUGCGUCAGUGUCGACAAGUGUCCUGCAAGGAAUGGCACCGAUCCAGGCGUUUUAGCCAAAUAUUUGACUGUUAUUAAUAAGAUUUUACAUUUGUAGAGGAUUUUUGGAUUUCAUUUAGAUAAUGUGAAAGUAAAAGAACGGUCGAAGCAAAAAAGUAGGAACUAAAGAUAUUUUUUAAGAUUAUCUUUUAAGUUAGACAUUGUACCUGCUUCGAAAAUUUGUAGUUAUUACUUUAGUAUAAGUAAAUGGAGUAGAAUGGUAGGUAUUGAUUUUGUCUCGCCUUAUCUUUCAAAUGCAACAUCCUGGCGAAAUCUUUACAUAUGCGAUUUCAUGAGAAUUUAAAAUGUACCUGAAGCGUACCAACAUAUAUUAAGAUUUUGACAAAAGUGUCUCCCUGGUAAUUAGUAGCGGAAGAGAUCUAUGGAGUCAUAGAAGGAUAGAGUAUUGUACAGAGUUGACUACAAUCAUGUAGGAUACUAUAACAGUAAUGAUUUUCAUUUUAGAAGUCCCAAAAUACUUUACAACAUUACAUGUAUGUAAAAAGUACCUAUUUGUAGAAUAGAAUAGGUAAUAAAUUAAUCUAAUCUAAAAGGUACUUAUUGGUAGAGAAAAACCAAGACAAUUUUACAAGACCUAAGUAAAAUAAUAUGUAAAUAGAUGCAUACUAGCUAUAUAAAAUUAUAAUUAAUCGAUUUAUUCAAAAAUCGUUUAUGUGCCGCGAAUGAGUAGGUACAUCACAUCGAGUUGAUGGCGCAUUAGUAUAAGGUUCUAGGUUAAUUUUUAUCUAUAUUGGAAAAAAAUAUUUCAAAUUUGUAUGUAGCUGAAAAUUAGAAAAAACAAUCAGUCAUGAUUCCCUCUUUUAUCUUACGGGAUUAUUGGAAAUGAUUACUUGAAAAAGACAUAGAAUUAUGUGAUAAAUACAGUACAAUUUGUGCAAAAAAUGUAACUUAGAACCUUGUAAUAGUUACCAAGCGAAUUCUGCCCUGGAAAUUGAUACAGCAGUAAAUCAGAAAAGGCGUGCUCUGUUUGAUGGUUGACUAGAUUAUCUUAUCUUUCUUACUGUUUAUCAAACAAGAAUAUGCAUUUGUAAUUUACGUAGAUGAAACCUAAAUAGGAAGAAAAAUCGUUAAAUUUACUCUCUUUUGUACCACACAGAAAACAACGAUACAAAUAAGAAAAGAGAGACAAAAGGCACAUGUACAAAUGGCGGUUUUAUCGCUCUAGGCAAUGUCUUCCAGACAACCAUGGGAUGUUUAAUGCGCAUUCCAAAUCAGUAAUAAAAAAAAUUGGCCGUCUUUAACUUACUGCCCUCUCGAUAACCACGGCAGAUUUAAUGACGACUAAUUUUCUUGCUAGAGCACAUGAGCUAAUACGCCGCUAUUGAAUUGUGUUUAAGGAUUUGAAAAAAUUUACGUUGCAGUGCGGUGUUAUAAUCAUUUUGCGCUAACAUAGAUCUUAUUGUGUAUUAGUAAGCAGCAAUUAUUUAUGUCUAUAAUUCUUAUGUCAUUCUACUAAAAUAAUUAUGCUAAUGAAUUGCCCUUGUUCU
Manduca sexta (tobacco hornworm) is the source of this 2273-nucleotide messenger RNA. Its product is annotated as serine protease inhibitor swm-1. NCBI's taxonomy places the organism in Eukaryota, Metazoa, Arthropoda, Insecta, Lepidoptera, Sphingidae. Bases 149 to 823 code for a protein of 224 amino acids. The record is from RefSeq and is a predicted model, not a curated record. The transcript has 4 exons.